GCUCAUUUCCUCUGAAAGUGAAACGAGCUCAUUCCACUCAGCGAAAAGCUGCUUUCAUGACCACCACCCAGUUCGGUACUUUGUGUUUUAGUUUCGAGGAGAAAUUCCCCCGCCCCCUACUCCCACCAAGUUAUCAACGUCUGGAGAGACUUUUCUUCUUUUCGUCGCUUUUGCUUGACCUCGUCAGCCGUCGGCUUCAGCAGCUCCAGCUUUAAUGGCGGAGAUGGACAGGCGACUGCUGUCCCGGAUUGACGACAACCUGGACUCUGGAGAGGUAGCCGACCUGUGCUUCCUGUGUAGCGACAUCAUCAACAGAAAGCAAUUUGAGGAGAUCAAGUGUGCAAGGGACUUGUUUGUGAAACUGGAGGAGAAAGGUUUCCUGAAUAGUACAUUCCUCGCUGAGCUGUUCCGCACCAUCCGUCGAGCAGAUCUCCGCCAAGUGCUGGAAAACGACAGCAGAGAAAGGGAGGAAACGGACGCCUCUCCUGCUUACCUGUCUCAAUACAGGUUGAUGCUGUAUAAAAUACACGAGGAUCUGACCGAUGACAAGGUGGAGAAGUUGAAGUUUCUAGUCAACGAUCAGAUCACCAAACGACACCUGGACAAGAGCAGCACGGCUUUAGACGUGUUUGCUGAAAUGGAGAAGGCAGGUCUGAUCUCCAAAAACAACGUCGAUAAACUCCACGAGCUCAUGAUCAACAUUGGGGAUAGACCGCUGGCUGAAACUGUCAAAAAGUACAAAGACGUGCUCCCUCCCACAGGUCCAGAUUGUAGUGCGCAACAGGCGACGACGCCAUCUGAAGACGUAGACGAGUUCUAUAGUCUGAACCAGAAUCCUCGAGGUUUGUGUGUGAUCAUCAGCAAUGAGGACUUCAUGGGAUUGAAAUACAAAAAACGUCUUGGAAGCAAAAAGGACAACGAAAAUCUGAGCAAGCUGUUCAAACGCUUCGGCUUUGUUCCGGUCUUACACAAAGACCUGACGGCCAAGAAGAUUACAGAGACGCUCAACAAGCUGAGCCAGAGGGACUUUUCUAAGGAGGAUGCCCUGGUGGUGUGUGUGCUAUCCCACGGAGAAAAGGGCGCCAUCAUUGGCACUGAUGAAAAGGAAGUGACACUGGAACAAAUAUUUGAGCCGUUCAAGAACGUUUCCUCCUUGUUUGGGAAGCCCAAACUCUUCUUCAUUCAGGCAUGUCAGAACGAGGUGCCUUCGGCGACAACUCAAAAGACAAACCAGGAUGACCCAUCCAAAGAGACGGCACCCAAUUCUGUCUUCUCGGACGCAAGUUGUCCUUCUAAGGAUGGAGACAUUUUGAUUGGCAUGGCCACAGUGCCUAACAACAACGCUUAUCGGCACACAGAAGAUGGCUCCAUAUACAUCCAGGUACUCUGCGAGGAGCUGGAAAAAGCAGCUAAAAGCCCGAACAGAGAAGACAUCCUCACCGUCUUAACGCGUGUGAACAGGAAGGUCAACACCCAUAAUUUGAUACGUAGCAGGCAGAUGCCAGAGCCCAAAUACACUCUCACCAAGAGGCUCGUCUUGAGAUUUGUUGAACUGUCUGGAACCGUGCCUACGAUGAUCUGACAGGCGCUGGAUUCUAGUUUACAAGUGUGUAUGGAUAUGAGUCUUUGAGUUUCUGAAUGGUUCUGUUUGUUAGGAAAAUUUUUGUAUUUUGGUAAAUCAAACAUAAAAGUCGUCAUAGAAUCACGUACUUUGAAAUUUAUGAAAUAAAUCGAGAAGAAAAU
Messenger RNA from Poeciliopsis prolifica (blackstripe livebearer), 1743 nucleotides. It is a transcript of the gene casp8, whose product is annotated as caspase 8, apoptosis-related cysteine peptidase. The coding region runs from base 215 to 1582 and encodes 455 amino acids. Gene Ontology annotation, molecular function: protein binding; cysteine-type endopeptidase activity. Gene Ontology annotation, biological process: proteolysis; negative regulation of extrinsic apoptotic signaling pathway via death domain receptors. The transcript is spliced from 10 exons. Lineage: Eukaryota; Metazoa; Chordata; Actinopteri; Cyprinodontiformes; Poeciliidae. The record is from RefSeq and is a predicted model, not a curated record.